This is a messenger RNA of Mesorhabditis belari, 1239 nucleotides long. NCBI's taxonomy places the organism in Eukaryota, Metazoa, Nematoda, Chromadorea, Rhabditida, Rhabditidae. The record is from the annotation of a GenBank genome assembly.
AUGGGCAAACUUUACGGACAAGCCAACAACUUCCGAACCAAGAAGGUCCUCGUCGCCGCCAAGUUUGGCAAGAAGACUGUGGAACUCGCCGGUGAAGAGGCUCCAGCCGAUGUCUCACCACUUGGAUUGACACCAGCUUUUGUUGACGGUGAUGUUCGAAUCUUCGGUGCCGAUGCCAUUGCUCUUCACUUGGUCGCCGGAGUUCUUGGAUGCCCAAAAAGCUGCGGAGAGGUGCUUCAAUGGGUGCAAUGGGGAGAGGCCAACUUGCUGCCAAACGCUCUCGGCUACGUGCUUCCAAGUGUGUCUGCUGCCCAUCUUGACCAGAAGGUGCUCGAUCUCUACAAGGGAGAAUUCUUCGCUCAAUUGGCUCACCUCGACAAGGUGCUGCUAAAGAAGACGUUCCUCGUUGGAGAGCGACUUGGACUCGCCGAUAUCUCGUUGGCUCUCGACUUGCUGCCAGCUUUCGAGCACGUGCUUGAUGCUGCCGCACGCAAGGAAUUCGUCAACGUCACUCGUUGGUUCAACACGAUCGUGAAUCAACCACAGGCCAAGGAAGUGCUCGGAGAGGUGAAACUCGCCAACUCCGUCGCUCAGUUCAAUGACGCUGACUUCAAGAAGAAUGCCGCUAAAGUGCACAAGGCCGCCCCAACUCCAGCUGCCAAGAAAGAAGAGAAGAAGAAGGACCAACCCAAAAAGAAAGAGGAAGAGCCCAAGGAAGAGAUGGACGCCGCCGAAGAAGCGCUUGCCGCUGAGCCAAAGUCAAAGGACCCAUUCGAGUCACUACCAAAGAGUUCAUUCGUCUUUGAUGCUUUCAAGAGGGUCUACUCGAAUGAAGACACGGCGACUAAAGCCAUCCCCUACUUCUGGGACAACUUUGAUGCCGAGAACUGCUCGAUCUGGAGGUGCGAUUACAAGUACAACAACGAGUUGACACUUGGCUUCAUGAGCUGCAACUUGAUCGCAGGAAUGUUCCAACGAUUGGAGAAACUGAACAAGCACGCCUUCGGAUCGAUGAUUCUCUUUGGAACGGACAACAACUCUGAAAUCUCUGGCGUUUGGGUUUGGCGCGGACAGGAGUUGGCCUUCGAGCUUUCACCAGAUUGGCAGAUCGACUACGAGUCGUACGCUUGGAAGAAACUCGACGCGAAAGAUGAGGGAGUAAAGAAGAUGGUGAACGAGUACUGGCUUUGGGAGGGCGACUUUGAGGGCCGAAAGUUCAACCAAGGAAAGAUCUUCAAG